AAGGUUAGCAGUUGCUGUUAUAUUAUCUCACUCCCGCGCUCGAAUCGAACGCGUCUGUUCAGUUUUGAAGUUUUGAACUAGUGUUAAAUUGUCACUACACCGAAAAGUUCGAUCGGUUUGUUCAGGAGAAUGUAAUAUUUUCACACUUUUAACAAUCGAAGACUAUAUCAGGGUGCGGCUAAGACUCAUAAAAUUCAACAUAUGAAAUCUUAAUUUGAUACGAGUAAGUAAAACUGCAGAAAUUUCCAUUCAAGUUGUUAGAUUAGGAUGAAUAUAAUCUUUUCAGUUAAUUUUUUAACAUAUAGGAUAUUAUAGGUAGCUUUUGGUGAAUUCAAUCCUCAGGAAAGAUAUGGAAUGAGAGGCACGUAUAAAAGGAGAUUAACUGAUAAUUACUCAGGAAUCAGGAUUACUUUAUCAUCGCUGUUCUUAUGUUUUCUUCACAUGGCCCAUCGUGGAAAUUAUUUUCUCGUCAUUGAUUUAUUGUGUUCAUUUGACCUGCAUAACAUUUUUCUCCUAGUCAACGAGUGGUUACCACUGCUUCAUUGUGUAAUUUCCUUGUCUUCUCUUUGAAUUUGGGGUUUGGUUUGCCACAUGAAGUCAUGUCAUGUUGGCAGAAGUUGUACACUCUGUUGCCGAUUUUGCAAAUCAGGCGCUUCUUGCAUAUGGUCUGAGUAAACCUGAUGCCCUUCAUCCUUAUGGAUAUUCUAAGGAGAGGUUUGUUUGGUCAUUGAUAUCUGCUGUUGGGAUCUUUUGUCUUGGUGCUGGUGCUAUCAUUGUUAAUGGAAUUCAAAAUUUGUGGACUUCACAGGUGCUUCCCUGGUUGUUGCCAUACAAGCUGUCAAGAAAGGUGCUGCUGCAGAGGGAAUGAAACUGAGAGACUAUGUGUGGCGUGGUCACAAUCCCACAUC
This is a messenger RNA of Cucurbita pepo subsp. pepo (vegetable marrow), 908 nucleotides long. The record is from RefSeq and is a predicted model, not a curated record. Lineage: Eukaryota; Viridiplantae; Streptophyta; Magnoliopsida; Cucurbitales; Cucurbitaceae.